CACGCCACAACUCAAUUUUCAAAUUUCAAAGAGGAGGAGCCUGGAUUAGUGAGUGACUGUUGCAACAUGGCAGACAAAGUGAAAGAGUUUUUUCAGAAGAAAAAACUAGAUUAUAAGUUUUCUAAAGCUGGAACUGGCCAUACUCUUCAUGAAGAAAAGUCUAAGCCUCUUGACAUGAAAGAUGAGUAUAAUAAGCCACCACCAAAAAGGCAAGCUCAGUCUAGUGCAUCAGCAACUGCUGGAGCUGCUGCUGUAAGUAGAUUAGAAAAAGGAGGACCUGUUGUAAAGUCAUCAAGGGAAUUAUACAAAGACUAUGCUGCAAUGUCCCAAGAAUCUAAGGCUUCUGCAACUUCCAGUUCACAUUCUCCAAUUGUAACUACAGAAAUCAUUAUCAACUUUUGCUGUGCUAUAUGCAAGAAAAAAAUUCCUGAAAACCAAAUUCAUUGUCACAUUCAACUUUGCCUGCAAGAGGAAUACAUAAAAGAGCCACUGUCUUCUUCUGUACACAUGAUACAUACCUUGUGUAGAAAUGAAGAGCAAAAGAAGCUCUGUAUUGACACCAUCAGUCGUUAUCUUGAUAACAUAAUAAAUAAUCCAACAGAAGUAAAGUUUAGAAAGAUUCGGGUUCACAAUAAGAAUUUUCAAGAAAAGGUAUUGUGUGUAAUAGGAAGUGACCUAUUCUUAAAAGCUAUUGGAUUUCAACUAAAAGUAUUACCUUUUGAAGAUGGCGAAACUAGCUUUUUUGUUCUUUCAGAGGAUGUAGCUACCAAGACGGAAGAAUUGACAGCUUUCAAGCAGCUACUUGUGUCAGCAUCUCCACUUAAAUCCGAGUUAGACAGAAAUUCACAGCUCUUUAUAGCAACAAGUAAACUAAAUCAGUUUGAUUUACCAGACUCAUUUUACAACAUGUCCAUUGAAGAAAUAAAGAAAGAGCAAAAACUUAAAUCAGCAGCUUUGGAAAAGGAAUCCAUGUUACGAACAAAAGCAAUGAGAGAAAGAGAUGAAAUUAAAAGUGCCAUGCGAUAUUACAAAUUUGUAGUGAUAAGAAUCCGAUUCCCAGAAGGAGUGAUAUUACAAGGUAUUUUUUGGCCAUUUGAUAAGUUCUCAGAAGUCAGGCAAUUUGUGCUUCACCAUCUUAUUGAUCCAACAAGAUUAUAUAGUUUGACAUUUUUGCAAAAAAUUGUUUCAGAUGAUGCUGCAAGCCUCGCUCAACUGGGAAUGGCACCAGCUGCUGUUCUUAACUUAUCAUGGACUGAUAAAAUUUCAUGUGGUGAUAAAUAUGAUCUCAUUUUAAAGCCAGAUAUUGUACAAACAAUCAAAGAAUUAUGACAAUAAUGUGACAUGUUGGGUGUGUUGCAAAUUAUUGUUAUUAUUGUAGAGUAUAUGUCUUUUGCCACUGUUGAAUAGAUUGCUUACAUUUCAA
Molecule: messenger RNA, 1423 nt
Organism: Amphimedon queenslandica
Lineage: Eukaryota; Metazoa; Porifera; Demospongiae; Haplosclerida; Niphatidae
Product: UBX domain-containing protein 6-like
Exons: 10
Coding region: 67-1329 (420 amino acids)
Cellular component (GO): cytoplasm
Source: RefSeq, a predicted model, not a curated record